CCCAUGGAAAGUAGCGAGUCGUAGUCAACAUCAUAUUUAGUUGUUUGUAUUGACUUUUCAACAUUUCAGUUCAAGAUACGGAAACUAGACAUUUCCACUAUAGGAUUGUUCGCUCGAUCAUAUGUUCGAGUGACAAACCUGUCCACUAUCAUUGUGCCAAGGACUGUAUCGUGCACGCGUGCGACACUGAGUCGUCUGAUUCCUGCCAAUCCUGGUGUUAAUUUUUGCAACAGCAUGUCGACGACAACCCAGAUAACAGGAGACGCAUUUUUCUCUCGGAUGAACCCAACAACGGGUGCAAUUGAAUGGAUGAUGCAAGAUCAAGAAUACGAUUACCACCAAGAAGUAGCUCGCUCGGCGUAUGCUGAUAUGUUACACGACCAUGAACGGAACAAGAAAUAUUAUGUGGCUAUACAAGAAGCUGUAAAAAUAAUCCAUGAACGCGGAGAAAAGGCACAUGUACUUGAUAUUGGUACCGGUACAGGACUUCUAUCUAUGAUGGCUGCACAGGCUGGCGCUGAUAUGGUUACUGCUUGUGAGGCAUUUGUACCUAUGGCCCAUACUGCUGUCAAGAUAGUCAAGUUAAAUGGCUUUCAGGACAAGAUAAAAGUUGUUUCCAAGAGAUCAACAGAAAUGAUUGUUGGUCCAGAUGGGGAUAUGCCAUUCAAGGCUAAUAUACUGGCAACUGAAGUAUUUGACACUGAACUGAUCGGUGAAGGAGCUCUCCCCACGUACAAGCAUGCUUUAGAACACUUGCUUGAGGAUGAUUGCAUUACAGUUCCCAGUUCAGCUACUGUCAUAGCACAGGUUGUAGAAUCUGAAAUGAUCUGGAAAUGGCACAAACUUCUUCCAAUCAAACUGCCUAAUGGCGAUGACAUCAUACCUCCAGCAGACAUGGAAAGCUGUCCAGGAGCACCUUCAGUACAUGAUUUUCACCUUGAUGAAUUGAGAUGUGACCAAUUUCAGCCAAUCACAAGGCCUGUUGAGUUAUUACAUUUUCCAUUCAACAAGUAUAAUAUACAAAUGCAUAGGAGCAAUACGGUUGAGGUGAAAGUACUGCAAACUGGUAGAUGUCACGCUGUUUUCAUGUGGUGGGAUUUACAAAUGGACACUAAGGGUGAGGUGCUCUUAAGCACUACACCAUACUGGGCCAUGCCAAGUAAAGAUGAAUGGCCACAAUGGCGGGAUCAUUGGAUACAGGCUGCAUAUUAUCUGCCAAAAGCAGUUUACUUUCAAAAAGAUGAAACUUUAAGAUUGAGCGGCAGCCAUGAUGAUUACUGUAUUUGGUUUGAUGUCAAACAGGUAGACGACUCUACAGUGACUGAUGAACGACCGAUAUGUGAGUCCCUGGCCAGUAUGGUAUGGAGUCGACAGCGCAUUGGUAUGUUGAAUGAUGAAACACGACAACAGAAAUAUACUAAAGUUCUCAGACAGCUUAUCAAUGCUGAUUCUCUUGUCUUGUCCGUCAGUGACAAUUCCUUGCUGGCAUUGAUGGCUGCAAAGCUUGGCGCUAAAAAAGUGUUUACAGUUGAGAAUAGGUCUGGAUCACAUGGUGUCAUUGAUGUUAUGGUCCGGGAAAACAGUCUACAAGAUAAAGUGAAAAUUCUCAACAAAAGAGUGGAAGACCUGAUAGAAGAGGACCUCGAAGAUCAAAAGGUCAGUAUUGUGAUUGGUGAGCCAUAUUUUAUGAAUUCUGUCGUACCUUGGCAUAAUAUCUAUUUUUGGUAUGCGAGGACCAAAUUAGACCCAUACCUCACACCUGAUUGUCAAAUAACACCAAGACUGGGAUUAUUGAGGGCCAUUGUUGUUGAGUUUGAACAUCUGUGGAAGAUUAGAGCACCUAUUGGUGAACUGGAAGGUUUUGAUGUAUCGCCAUUUGAUGAAUUGAUUCAGAAAUCUAUGGAGUACAGUGACCGUGGAGCUGAACCACAUCCGUUAUGGGAGUACCCAUGCCGACCUUUGACCCAAGAUAUUGACCUCUUGAACUUUGACUUUAGUAAAAUACUCACAGAGAAAAUGCUCAGGACAUCUGGCAGUGUUGCCUUUCAAAGUUCUGGUACGUGUCAUGGUGUAGUAUUAUGGAUGGACUACAAAGUAGAUGAUAACACUACCAUACAAACAGGGUUACUCGACUCACCUAGCAAUUACCAAGACAAACUGAACUGGGAUCCCCACUCGCAGCAAGGUGUCUAUUUCUUACCGGAGAAUGCCAAGAUAAACAUAGACACUCAACAACCAAGACUGGAUUACAACGUAACAUUUGAACCCAACACUGGCGAUGUACAGUUAUAUUUUAAAGUUGUAUAA
This is a messenger RNA of Saccoglossus kowalevskii, 2307 nucleotides long. RefSeq names its product protein arginine N-methyltransferase 7-like. Gene Ontology annotation, molecular function: protein-arginine N-methyltransferase activity; histone methyltransferase activity. The record is from RefSeq and is a predicted model, not a curated record. Gene Ontology annotation, biological process: peptidyl-arginine methylation, to asymmetrical-dimethyl arginine; chromatin remodeling. NCBI's taxonomy places the organism in Eukaryota, Metazoa, Hemichordata, Enteropneusta, Harrimaniidae.